Molecule: messenger RNA, 222 nt
Organism: Fusarium tjaetaba
Lineage: Eukaryota; Fungi; Ascomycota; Sordariomycetes; Hypocreales; Nectriaceae
Exons: 2
Coding region: 1-222 (73 amino acids)
Source: RefSeq, a predicted model, not a curated record
AUGGAGCUCACCACCAUCUGUCUCACUGUUCUUAUCAUAAGUUUCCUUCUGAUUGGAAACUCACCAAUAGAGAUGCCACGAGAAGCCUGGGGCUAUACUCUUGCUACGGUAUUCUUUGCCGCUAUAGGAGGCGCAUCAUUCUUUGGCCAGAUCAUCCAUACGGCCCUUCCAGAGCUUCAGAAAACACAUGACAACCCUGAGGACUACUUUGAGCAUAUAUAA